AUGCACAAAGGUCCCAAUCCUCUGAAGAUCAUCCAGUCCCUGGAGUUCCAGUCCAUACGUCUCAUCUCUGUUCUAGAAAAGGUUAUGUUUGGACGGAACAAGACAAGAGUGACAGAAUUCAUGCUUUUGGGAUUUCAGAAUCCCCAGGUUUCUAAUUCUGUCUUAUUCGUUUUCUUCCUUGUUGUCUACAUCUUAACCCUAGCUGGGAACCUUUUGAUUAUAAUAUUGGUAUCGAAGUUUCAAAGUCUGAACUCUCCCAUGUAUUUCUUCCUUAGCCAGUUAUCAAUAUGUGAUAUCCUCCAUACAACUAACAUAAUCCCUAAAAUGCUUUCGGUUAUAAUCAACGGAGGGAGCUCAAUACUUGUUACCAGUUGCAUCGCACAACUUUAUUUCUACGGUGUUUCGACCGGCUCAGAAUGUCUUCUUCUCACCGUGAUGUCCUACGACCGGUAUUUAGCCAUCUGUAAGCCAUUGCAUUACAAAUCUAUCAUGAGCUUUACUCUUCAACUCCAUUUGGCCAUUUGGUGUUGGGUUUUUCCCCUUUUGGCAAUGGCAUUUCUUGGCUUUCUGAUAUGCAAUUUGCAUUUUUGUGGUCCUCAAAUAAUUGACCAUUAUUUCUGUGAUUUUGGCCCUCUUUUAGAGUUGUCUUGUUCGGAUACAACUAUUGUUGAACUCUCAGACUUUGUUAUUGGGAUACCGUUUACCAUAUUGCCUUUUUUCUUCAUUUUUUUCUCAUAUAUUUUCAUCUUCACCACCAUUUUUGGAAAGUCCUCCACCAGUGGAAAACAGAAAUUCUUCUCCACCUGUAGCUCUCAUUUGACUAUAGUGAGUAUAUACUAUGGAACGCUCAUAACAGUUUACAUGGUCUCUUCCAAAGGACAAUCAUUUAAUGUCAAGAAAGUUAUGUCUCUUCUAUGCAACUCGGGAACCCCAUUUUUCAACCCAAUUAUAUAUAGUUUCAGGAAUCAGGAGAUAAAGUUAGCCCUGAUUAAAUGUGUCCGCAGUACUUAA
This is a messenger RNA of Spea bombifrons (plains spadefoot toad), 1011 nucleotides long. Its product is annotated as olfactory receptor 6F1-like. The record is from RefSeq and is a predicted model, not a curated record. Lineage: Eukaryota; Metazoa; Chordata; Amphibia; Anura; Pelobatidae. Gene Ontology annotation, cellular component: membrane. Bases 1 to 1011 code for a protein of 336 amino acids. Gene Ontology annotation, biological process: G protein-coupled receptor signaling pathway. Gene Ontology annotation, molecular function: G protein-coupled receptor activity; olfactory receptor activity. The transcript has 2 exons.